AUGCUUGAUGCGGAAGUCACAGUGACAGCACUGCCCACAUCCCAUCCCGAAUCUGCAAAAUCAGCGUCUGCUCUCAUCCGUGACGGGAAAGUUACUCUUCUCGGAUUGACGCCCAACACUCUGUACACAGUGAAUGUGACGAUUGUUCAAAAUGAAGAGGUACUUGUGGAGUCCAAGGAUUCCAUUAGAACACGACAUCAAGAUGUUGCAAGAGAAAGAACAAUGGAUGAAGUUGACGAGUCUCCGGUGCCGUUUUAUGACGUGUAUGUGAACUCUCAGGCCAUUCGUCUGACCUGGGAGCCAGACACUAUGAAGGAGAUGGCCGAAGAAGAAGUCGUACUGAUGUUAUGGAAGAAGUCAGAACCACGUACCCUCAAGACCGAACAUGCACUCAUCAGUGAUGGAGAAGUCACUCUCGAUGGUCUGGCACCCGCCACAUUGUACACGAUGACUGUGACAGUGACUCAAAAAGGGAAGCCGGAUUGGAGGUUCAGUCAGGACAUUGAAACACCGAGUACAGGUAAACGAGAACACUCGAGCAGACUCCACUUGGUGGCCUAA
Messenger RNA from Hydatigera taeniaeformis, 561 nucleotides. The record is from the annotation of a GenBank genome assembly. NCBI's taxonomy places the organism in Eukaryota, Metazoa, Platyhelminthes, Cestoda, Cyclophyllidea, Taeniidae.